This is a messenger RNA of Carassius gibelio (silver crucian carp), 1893 nucleotides long. RefSeq names its product gastrula zinc finger protein XlCGF8.2DB-like. Gene Ontology annotation, biological process: regulation of transcription by RNA polymerase II. Bases 292 to 1389 code for a protein of 365 amino acids. Gene Ontology annotation, cellular component: PcG protein complex; nucleus; transcription regulator complex. The transcript has 3 exons. NCBI's taxonomy places the organism in Eukaryota, Metazoa, Chordata, Actinopteri, Cypriniformes, Cyprinidae. The record is from RefSeq and is a predicted model, not a curated record. Gene Ontology annotation, molecular function: RNA polymerase II cis-regulatory region sequence-specific DNA binding; DNA-binding transcription factor activity, RNA polymerase II-specific.
UGAAGAUGUGAAGAUUGAAGAAACAUUCAGAGUCAAACAAGAAGAUACUGAGAAACAAACAAAGAUGAUGUUUAUUAAAGAGGAGAGUAAAGAUAUGAAGACUGAAGAAACAUUCAGAGUCAAACAAGAAGACACUGAGGAACAAACAGACCUGAAUCUAUUUGAGAAUCUCUGGGAUAUUAUCAGAGCAUCCACAGCCGUCAAGUAGCACAACAGACUCUUCAGGAUCUCACUGAUGUCCUGAUCCAGGUAUUGGCCAGAUAUUGUGGAGAGUGCAUAUAGAUAGACCUGAUGGCACUGAAAGAAGAGAGUCAAAACCUGAAUGAAAAAGAGAAAAAUCUGAGUGAUGAGAAGCAUCAGGAUUUCAUAACUGAAGAAAAAUCUUUCAGUUGCACACAGUCAAAAACGAUUUCCGUUCGAAAAAAAGCUCAGAAAACAGGAUCUGGGAAGUUCAUCUGCAAACAGUGUGGAAAAAGUUUCAUUCUAAAAGCAUCUCUUAAAGUACAUGAAUUUAUCCACACUGGAGAAAAGCCUUUCACCUGCCCUCAGUGUGGUAAGGGUUUUUCACAAAGAUCAGCAUUGUAUCCCCACAUGAGGAGUCACACUGGAGAGAAGCCUUUCACAUGCCAGCAAUGUGGACAAAGCUUCAGUGGAAGAGGAAACCUUCAGGUUCACAUGAGACUUCACACUGGAGAAAAGCCUUUCACCUGCCAACAGUGUGGAAAAGGUUUCAGUCAAAAUGAAACCCUUAAAGUCCAUAUGAGCAUUCACACUGGAGAAAAGCCUUUCACCUGCCAACAGUGUGGGAAAGGUUAUACUCAAAGGAAUAACCUUCGAAUCCACAUGAGAAGUCAUUCUGGAGAGAAGCCUUUUCCCUGCCAACAGUGUGGAAAAAGUUUCACUGUAAAAGAAAAUCUUAAAAUACAUGAAAGAAUUCACACUGAAGAGAAGCCUUACAUAUGCUCUCAGUGUGGUAAGGGUUUUUCACAAAGAUCAGCAUUGUAUCCCCACAUGAGAACUCACACUGGAGAGAAGCCUUUCACAUGCCAGCAAUGUGGACAAAGUUUUACUUGUAGAAGAACCCUUGAGGAUCACCUGAGAAUUCACACUGGAGAGAAGAAGCCUUUCAAAUGCCAACAGUGUGGAAAAGGUUUCUCUCAAAAGAGCUACAUUAAAUACCACAUGAGAGUUCACACUAGAGAGAAGAGCCUUCUCAGCUGCCACCAAUGUGAGAGAAGUUUCCCUAAUAAUGGGAGUCUUACAGUCCACAUGAAAACUCACAACAGAGAGAACGUGUUCACAUGCCAGCAGUGUGGAAAAACUUUCUUUCGAAAAUCUAAUCUUAAAAGCCAUAUGAAAGUUCACACCGAAGAAAAACCUUUCAUCUGAAAAAACAUUGUAUGAAUCAUGUCUAAUUGGAGAGAAGCCUUUCAUGUGCCAUCCAUCACUGUUCAAUCACAGCAAACCUUAGGCUACAUUUUACUCGACACCAUGUGGUCAAAAAUGUAAAAAAAAGUUUUACGUGUACACAACAACCUUUUCAAAAUGAUUCGCUGUCACUAGGGGUGCUCUGAUCACGAUCGGCCGAUCGUUAUGUGCAUCUCAUCAGUAAAGCCGGUUCUCUAAUCAGCGGUUUAUUCCAUCAGGUGAGUGAUUUCACAUAUAGAAGAUGUUACUACACAGAGCCGUUGUUAAUAGAGAAGAUGCGCAAAUCCACUUCAUUUUCACCGUUUUUUUUUUGGUGCAUCUUCUCAGUUAACAACGGCUCUGUGUAGUAACAGCUGCUCUAUGUGAAAUCACGCACCUGAUGCAAUUAACUGCUGAUUAGAUAACCGGCUUUACUGACGAGAUGCGCAUUAACGAUCGGCUGAUCGUGAUCGGAGCACCCCUAGC